AUGUCUGAUCGUGAGAAGAGGCAGCUUAUCGUUCGGGGACAAAAUGUACCAGUCAGUGAAGAAUAUUGGGACUACGUAGCAGACGAGCAGUCUGUGAAGGAUGCGGAAGUCUACAGGAACAACACAGAGAACUACGUGGGCACUGUGAAGUACCCAAUCGGCGUAAUCGGGCCCUUGAAGGUCAACGGAGAGUAUGCCAACCGUGAAUAUGUGGUGCCUAUGGCAACCCAUGAGGGAGCGCUCCUAGCCUCAUACAGCCGAGGUGCUAAGGCCAUAACAGCAGGAGGAGGAGUGACAACACGUAUCAAAACCAGAUGCAUGUUGCGCGCACCGGUCUUCAUUUUUGCCAACAUUGCGGAUGCGAAUCAGUUCUACCGCUUUGCUCACCUAGCCACCACUCAGGAGGCAAUCAAAGAUACAUUGCACAAAAACAUUGGUCACUUGACGGAAGAGCGAACACGGAUUAGGGUUUUCCAGACAGACCGCAAAGUGCACAUUUCCAUUGGCAUCGACUCCCAAGAUGCAGCUGGUCAGAACAAGGUGACAUAUGCCGGCGAUUUGAUGAUGAAGUGGAUGAAGGAAAACUAUCCAGGCAACAUCCCAGAGAUGUACAUCGAAGGCGGCUUCAAUGCAGGGAAGCGAGUCUCAGUGAUGCACACGCUUCUGGGAAAGGGGCACUCCUUGGUUGCUGAUUGCAUCAUUCCCAAGGAAGUAUGCCAGUCGAUUCUGCGCACCACGCCAUACAGGCUGCAGCGCUUUCAGAAGAUGCACAGCCGAACGAACGAGUUCAUGGGCGGAAUCAGCUGCACAGCCCAUGCGGCCAAUGGUCUGGCAGCCUUCUACAUUGCCACAGGAAAUGAUCCCGCCUGCACUGCAGAGUCGCAAGCAGCAGUAACCCACUUUGACCUGGUAAAUCCAUCUGGAGGCUCCACAGGUCUCUUCGACCAGGAUUUGUAUGCCAGCAUUACUUUGAAUUCCAUCAUUAUCGCCAGCAUUGGCGGUGGCACCUCGCUGCCAUCUUUCCAGGCUGCCCGCUCCAUCAUGGGUGCAACCAGUGCCAACGAGCUCGCAGAAAUUUGCGCAGGUGUCGUGCUGUCGGGCGAGCUCAGCUUCUAUGCCUCCAUGGAGACAGGUACCUUCGCGGCAGCGCACUGGAAUAUGACCCACAAGUGA
This is a messenger RNA of Cladocopium goreaui, 1173 nucleotides long. The record is from the annotation of a GenBank genome assembly. Lineage: Eukaryota; Dinophyceae; Suessiales; Symbiodiniaceae.